Molecule: messenger RNA, 1110 nt
Organism: Prorocentrum cordatum
Lineage: Eukaryota; Dinophyceae; Prorocentrales; Prorocentraceae
Source: the annotation of a GenBank genome assembly
CCCUCUCUCGAUGGCGCAGCCUAGUGCUGUCGCGAAGAGCCAGGGCGCUACGGCCAUGCCCAGGGCGACGGCAGAGGCGGCGGCAGCUUCGGCGCAGGCUGUCGCGAAGAGCCAGGGCGCUACAGCCAUGCCCCGGGCGACGGCAAAGGCGGCGGCAGCUUCGGUGCAGGCCGAGGAGGCUUCUGCUGCUGGGCCCCAGGCGGAAACCCCCGAGAACGUCGAGACCAUGGCGAAGUGCUGCUUGCGCAAGCAGAUGAAGCCCAGGUCCGAGAUGAAGGCGUGCAACGGCGAUUGGAGCAACUCGCGCCGAUGCAGCGCUUGCAACUCACUGCGGGGCCGCGUGGGCCGCAUGCAAGCACGCGAUGUCGAGUUGCAGGCUGGGUGCGCGAGCCUCGACGCGAAAGGCCGCGAGGAGUCUUUCACGGACAGCGCUGGCCUCUUCAACGCAGAGCUCAAGGCAGCGCUGACGACAGCCAUCGCGAAGUCAGUCCUGGAUCGGCUCACGAGCAGGAUGCAGGCAGAGGGGGAAUUCGAAGAUGUCGAUGACCUGAAAUCGAAGAUGGAGAAGAAAGAGUUCGAGGAGUUGUGUAAGCAGCUCGCGUGGAGACCGACGUAUUCGAUGACCAUCACCAUGGAGCAGGUGCUCCAGGAGGAGCGCAAGAGGCAGCUCGAGCAGUACGAGGAGCGGAAGACGAAGCGCCAGAAUAAGGAGAAGACAUCACACCCCGCCGAGAAGGAGGACAAGGGCCCCGGAGAGCCCACCGCUUACACCACCUUGGCGAAGGGGCGUAAGGAACGGCUGGAUCUCGUCCUUCCCAAGGUGACACAGGCGCAGCUUGACAUCACUGCAGUGAUGACAGAGGCGGCCCGCCCAGAGAACGCAGAGGCCGUCUCCAAGAAGAUGCUGGCCUUCGGUGGCAAGACGGCGAAGGUCGGCGCUGAGCUCCUAGACGCGCUCGCGAAGAUCCAGACCGACGGCGUGGCGACGAGCAAAGGUGUGUUGCUUCAGCACCUGGAGCACGCGAAGGAGUUCUUGGAAACGGCGAAGGACGCGGGUGGCAGAGCGAAGGCUACUGUCGAUGAGAGUUGGGGAGAUGACGAGGUGGAAGG